Messenger RNA from Fusarium mangiferae, 606 nucleotides. RefSeq lists its product as uncharacterized. The transcript is spliced from 2 exons. The record is from RefSeq and is a predicted model, not a curated record. The coding region runs from base 1 to 606 and encodes 201 amino acids. Lineage: Eukaryota; Fungi; Ascomycota; Sordariomycetes; Hypocreales; Nectriaceae.
AUGUCUCCAGCUCCCGCAUUCAUCUACCCGCUAGAUCACCGCGACGCCCUCAUACGUUCAAGCGACGAUUCGGAAUUCCUACCUGCGGCAAACAAUGGCCAAGAAAGCGAGACUGAUAGUGUCGACAAUUAUCUCGCGCUCCUCAGCGCGCGUCAGAUCAAGAGUGCUUCAAAUAAUCCUGGCGCGGUGCCUUUUGAGCCCGGGGAUCACACUCGGGAUACCCAAAGUCUUGUCCAAUACAGGUCUUCUGUCAAUGGUGGUUACGGCGAGCCGUUCAAUGCUGCCCCGCUCGAGACGUCAUUGAAUGCCGAAAGACCUCCUAAAGAGCAUGCUCAAGGGGCCAAGUCCAAGUGCAAACUAUUUGCCUCUGCUCUUUGGAAGUCAACAUGUAUCGACGCCAGUCAGUCCGACUUUCCAGGCAUACUGUCAAUUGAUCAUUUCGUAUCUCAAACCAAUAGCGUCAACUCCAAAGGCCAGCUGGUGAAGUCGAUCAAAGACAUGACAUGCCAGUCUUAUGCAAAACUUGUUAAUCGGUCACAUAUGCAACGGUGGGAUGAGUGCCAGAUUCCAAUAACCGAAUAUGCCCCCACACGAUCAACGGACUAA